AUGGAGCUUCCGGGACGACAAGCUAGUAUGAAUGAACCCAUCGCCAUCAUAGGAACUGCUUGUCGAUUGCCAGGUUCUGCAAGCUCCCCAUCUAAACUCUGGGAGCUUAUCAAGUCCCCGCAAGAAAUCCCACGCCCUGUCACCGCGGAUAGACUCAACCUAUCCAACUUCUACAGCCCCGACGGUGAGAGUCACGGCCGUACUGAUGUCAGGAAGCAACCCUACCUACUCAAUGAAGACAUUCGGCGUUUCGAUGCAUCCUUUUUCCGCAUCAACCCCAAAGAGGCCGCUGGCAUGGACCCACAGCAACGCAUUCUGUUGGAGACUGUUUACGAGGCGCUUGAGGCAGCAGGAUUGCCUCUGGGCUCAGUCGAAGGAUCGCAGACAUCCGUCCACGUUGGCGUUAUGACUGACGACUACGCCAUGAUCCAAGCCCGGGAUAUCGAUAGCAUGGGCAGUCAUGCAGCUACUGGCCUAUCCCGCUGCAUCUUGUCCAACCGUGUCUCUUAUGCAUUCGACUUGCGUGGACCCUCAAUGACUGUCGACACAGCGUGCUCCAGUUCACUUGUCGCCCUUCAUUUGGCAGUCCAGAGCCUUCGAAAAGGAGAGGCAUCCCAGGCGGUUGUGGGAGGGACCAGUCUGCUGCUCGACCCUCACUGGUUUGUGGCCGAAUCGUCACUCCACAUGCUGUCCUCGGAUUCUCGCUCCCGAAUGUGGGAUGUGGAAGCCAAUGGAUAUGCUCGCGGAGAAGGCUGUGCGGUGGUAAUCCUCAAGCCUCUCAACAAAGCCAUACAAGAUGGCGAUCACAUUGAAAGCGUCAUCCGCGAAACAGGCGUCAACUCGGAUGGUCGAACAAACGGCAUGACAAUGCCCUGCCCCAUAGCGCAGGCCACUCUGAUUCAGGAAACGUACCAGAACGCAGGUCUGAAUUCCGUCACCGAUCGGUGCCAGUACUUUGAGUGUCACGGCACUGGCACCCAAGCCGGUGACCCAGUCGAGGCUCGUGCUAUCAGCAGCGCAUUCUUUCCUUCGACUACGCUUGACCAGGAAGAUUCCGCAAAGGCUGAUGCAAUUCCACUGUACUGUGGCUCGAUUAAGACUAUCGUUGGUCACCUCGAAGGCUGCGCUGGGUUAGCCGGCCUUCUUCGGGCAUCCCUUGCAGUCCAACACGGCGUCAUCCCGCCCAACAUGCAUUUCAAUGAGCUCAACCCGUCCGUCAAACCUUUUUACACGAAUCUCUGUGUGCCUACGUCGCCCCUGAAGUGGCCAGAUACCCAUGGUCAACCUCGUCGCGCCAGCGUCAACAGCUUUGGCUUUGGCGGCACAAAUGCCCACACUAUUAUCGAAAGCUACGUUACUCCUGCGGAGACUCUUCCAUCCUCCAAACAAACGGCAGCUGUCAAAUCGGUCGCCAGGCAAGAAAUUGAUGGUUUCGGACUCGUCGACCAUCUGCGGAUCAAUCCGGCGCUGGAUUUAGAUGCCUUGAGCAGCGUGCUGCAUUCGAACCGAAGCGCCUUGACAUACAAGAUAGUAGUUCCGGCAAUGGCAAGUCGCGAGAAGCUACUAGAAAGCUUAGAGGAACAUGUCAAGCUCGCAUCUAGCGUACAAACCAGGAUCCUCGGCAUCUUCACUGGACAGGGUGCUCAAGCUGCCCAGAUGGGCCGACAAUUGGUACAAUACUGCACAAUCUUCCGCCAGUCCAUUCAGAAAUGCGAGGCCGACUUGAAGUCACUUCCAGAAGGUCCUACUUGGUCAUUGAUGGAGGAGUUGACUGCGGAAGAGAAGGUUUCGCGUCUCUCUGAGGCCGUCAUCUCCCAACCUCUUUGUACGGCCCUUCAAAUUGCCCUUGUCGACCUCCUGAAAACGGUCGGCAUUGAGUUCGCUGCCGUUGUUGGCCACUCCUCUGGCGAGAUCGGUGCUGCGUAUGCCGCUGGCCUUUUGAGCGGAAGGCAUGCCAUGGGUAUCGCGUACUACCGCGGUCAAGUGGCCCACCUGGCAAAGGGGCCGGGCGGGAAAGCGGGAGAGCCCCGAUUCAAGGGACGGGUCAGUGUGGCAGCGGGCAAUGCGCCCUCCAGCGUCACUCUGUCUGGUGACUUGGACGCCAUCGAAGAGAUCAAGGGUGUCUUGACAGCAAAGAAGAUCCAGGCUAGGCAGCUCAGAGUCGAUACAGCCUACCACUCGCAUCACAUGCUUGAGUGUGCUGAAGCCUACCUGAGCCAUCUUCAGCAGCUCAAGGUGCAAAUCCGCAAGCCAGCUGAGGAUAACGCAUGCGUAUGGUUCUCCAGUGUGCGGAACAGCACUGACAUGGUCACCCAUCAUGUUCAUCAGAAAGGCCUGGAGGACCAGUACUGGGUUGAUAACAUGGUUCAGCCAGUGCUGUUCUCCGAGGCUGUGCAGUUUGCGAUCCAGAGCCUUCCGGCACGCUUUGCGAUCGCUCUCGAAGUUGGACCACAUCCUGCUUUGAAGGGUCCAGUGAGCCAAACUAUCAAAUCAUUAUCAAUGCCUCCUGUUCCGUACGUUGGCUGCUUGGAGCGCGAGAAAGGAGGCAUUGAGAGUAUGUCAUCGGCCCUCGGAACGAUCUGGAGCUACCUGGGUCCCUCUGCCAUCGACUUUGGCGCUUGGCGAGAGAGCUUCAAUUUACCCAGGCAACGGAUCCCUCUCAAAGGCUUGCCCACGUAUGCGUGGGACCAUGAUCAAGUGUACUGGCUAGAAUCCCGUCUCUCACAUAACAUGCGUGUGGGUGGCCAGCCGCCACACACUUUGCUCGGCCGUCAGCGCGAAGACACUCCAUACGAGAAGACGUGGCGAAACUUCUUUCACUUGAAAGAGAUGCCGUGGGUCACGGGCCACACGUUUCAGGGCCAAGUUCUCUUUCCUGGAGCUGGCUAUUUUAGUAUCGCUUUAGAGGCGUCCAAAGCCUUUGUCCAGGGCCGCCCCAUCAAGCUGCUUGAGGUCAGAGAUAUGAACAUACCCAAAGCACUGGUCAUCGGUGAGGAUGAAGGAGUUGAAGUCGUCUUUACGAUGCGCAGCAAGACGCUUCACACAACGGUAUCAGACGGCUCAAGCUUAGAAGCCGAGUUCGUUGCUUACAGCUGCUCGGAUGGACGCGUCUUGGUUGGAAUUCGACGAGCCUUCAUCAAUCCCAAUCAGAACUACGAGGAUGAGCCCGGCUCAACGAACAUCGAGAUCGAGGCCAUGAUGGUGACUGCAAAUGCUGCCAUUGUGGAGGUUGACAUCAGUUUAUGUGCUAAGAAAAUAAACGAAACCCAGAGCUGCGGCAUUCAGAUCGAUGGCCUGAUACUCAAAGCGAUCGCUGAACCACAGCCGUCUGAAGACCGCAACUUGUUUGUCAAGACUAUCUGGGAUGCUGACAGUGCCUACGGCCUUGCUGUCACAUCGCCAACUCCAGCUGAUGAGGCUGAUCCCCCAACUGUGAUAGACGCGUGUGAGAGAAUCACUCUGUUCUACAUGCAAAACCUCAUUCGCAAGCUCUCUGCAAAGGACCUGGAGUCUGCAACGUGGUACCAUCAAGAGUUGUUCCGCUACAUACACACCACGUUGUCCACAAUCCGGGACAAAAAGCAUGCGAUCCUGCGUGAAGAGUGGUUGGAUGACGACCGUGAGACCAUCCUGAAGCUUAUCGAUGAGCAUCCAGAGAGCGUCGACAUAGAGAUGCUGGUCGCAGUGGGUGAAAACCUGCCAUCCGUGGUCCGGAAAGAGUCUGGGAUGAUGGAGCACAUGUUGAACAACGACCUGCUCAGUCGGCUUUAUAAAGAAAGCCGCGGGCUAGCAGCAUGUAAUCAGCAAGUUGCCAACCUGAUGCGUCGAAUCAGUCACAAGCACCCCCGAAUGAGGAUACUCGAGAUUGGCGCCGGUACGGGUGGCACAACUCUCAGUAUUUUGAGCGCCAUAGGUGAAGCAUACACCUCUUAUACAUGCACAGACAUCUCAGCAAGUUUCUUCAACGGUCUGUCGGAGAAACUGCCCGAGGCACACACGUCAAAGGUCAACUUUAAAGUCUUUGACGCGGAAAGGCCACCAGGGGCCCAAGGGUUUGCCGAGGGCAGCUACGACAUCGUCAUCGCGGCCAACGUACUCCACGCAACACGAAAGCUGUCCGAGACGGUGAGAAAUGCCAGAGCUCUCUUGCGACCUGGUGGCCAUCUCAUUGCUAUCGAGGUUACAGGCGGCAUGAUCCGUGAAACCGGCCUUAUGGGCGGCUUAGAGGGCUGGUGGCUCGGCACAGGUGAAGGAAGAAAAAUGGGCCCUGGCAUCGAUCCUCGCGAAUGGGAUAGCAUUCUUGAGGAGAACGGGUUCUCUGGCGUUGAUUAUCUGGACAACCCCUUUUUUGCCGAGCCGCCGACGCCUGAAAGGCUUGACAGGCUGCAGGGAAUGCUGGGUGUCGCACACAACAUAUUGUGGGUUACUUGCGGGCGCAUGCUCGAUGACCCCUACGCCAACAUGAUGGUAGGCAUUGGCCGUGCUCUCGUUGUGGAAUUGCCCCACGUAAACAUGCAUUAUCUCGAUUUUGAAUGCCCUGAGGCGUGGAAUGCUGACGUUCUUGUACGCCACGUUCUUCGAAUGGCGUUCACAUUGGCGUCGUCUACAGCUACGCAAGAAAUGCUCUGGAGCGAAGAGCCAGAGGUCCUGGUCAAAGGCAGUGAGAUACUUGUGCCUCGUAUUGUGCCCGAUCACGUUGCCAACGAGAGCCUUAACGCCAAGCGUCGGAAAAUGAGCAAAACUGUCACAACGGAGAGGAUCACCAUCGACUCUAGCAACAUCGCCUCGCAACAACCCCAGCUGGUCACUGGCGACAGCCUUUCGGUGCCUGAAAAUCAUACAGCAGUCGAUGUCAAGUUGUCGUUGGCUUUGCAAAUUGGAGCCGAAAAACCAUGCUUCCUUUGUUUCGGUCGUGUACAAAGCUCUGGUCAGCUAGCAUAUGUGGGCGAGGUUCUCGUACUGUCUGCAAUCGAUUCUUCAACGGUCGUUGCCCCCACAGAAAGCCUUCUAGAGUGCUGCGACGUGCAAGCUAUCAAUGCUGAAAGCCUGGUGGGCACGGCAUCUGCCCUGAUUGCUUUGCAAGUGGUCCGCAGCGUCCCUCAGCACGGUACGACCCUUGUCUUCGGGGCUACAGUGGACAUGGCCCAUGCCAUCUCCGCUGUAGCAGCUGGAACAGGGCACAACAUCCUGUUCGUUGCUGUCGACUCGGUUGACGAAGGGAAGCGAGAAGACUGGAUCGUAUUGCAUCCUCGUGCCUCUGCUCGAGUCGCUCAAAGACAGAUCCCUAAGGAUACAUCACUGGUCAUCAACAUGUCAAAGGACAAUCUCGAGACGACUGUGCCCUUCCUCCCCCUGUCUUGCGUCAUUCAGACCUUUGACCCCAGCAGUCUUCUACAUGAACCCAGCAAGGAGGUCGCUGCUGCACUGGGCAAAGCGCAUGACACGUACCGUUCAUUAGCCAGAGAAGAAGCCAGCGAACCAUCCGCCAAGAUGGUUGUUAACAUUGCUGAAGCUCCCCGUCAGCUUCUGGCCAACCGGGACCGUCUGUCCCUCGUAUUGGAUUGGGAGCGCCAUGGGCCAGUCAGCGCAGUCGUCCGACCCCUUGAAGCAAGCAGCCUCUUCUCCACUGACAAGACAUACUUCCUUGUUGGAAUGGCUGGAGAGCUUGGCCAGUCACUUUGUCGCUUUAUGAUCCGCGGUGGUGCUCGCCACAUUGUCCUUGCCAGUCGUAAUCCGGCCCAAGAUCCACAUUGGCUCAAGGAACUGCGGUCAUAUGGAACCAACGUCCGCAUUGUCAAGAUGGAUGUGACGGACCGAGCACAGGUGCACAAGACGGUUUCCAUGCUUCGGAGGACCAUGCCUAAGAUCGGGGGCGUUGCUAACGCUGCUUUGGUUUUUGAAGCUGGCAUAUUUGUCAACUUCUCGGCAGACAAUGUCACGAGACAGCUCAAACCCAAAGUCGAUGGCUCGCUCCACCUUGAUGAAGCGUUUGCCUCGGACAAUCUCGAAUUUUUCCUGACAUUCGGCUCUCUGGCAACCGUGUGCGGAAACCCGGGCCAGGCCAUGUACCACGCCGGCAAUAUGUUCAUGUCAAGCCUGGUGGAAAAGCGCAGACGGCGGGGCCAGGCGGCCUCCAUCCUCAACUUCGGUCUGCUUGUUGAUGUAGGCUACGUUGCCCGAAUGGACCGUGCUGAUGGUACCAACAUUGAGGGCACGCUCCGUUCCCUACUCUUGACCCCCCUAUCGGAAGCGGAGCUGCAUCAUCUUGUGCUUCAAGGCAUCAUAUCAGGCCGACCAGGAUCUGCCUCUGGAGAAGUAAUCAUGGGAAUGCCGCCCUAUAAAGAUGAUGGGACAGCGGUCGCUCGUCCGCCAUGGGUUGAGAAAGCCUUCUUUUCUCAUAUGAUUCACGCGCCAAUAUCUACCAGUGCGGCGAGCCAUGGGUCACCCCAAGCAUCAACAUCCAACACGUUGCAUCACCUGCGCAGCAGUCUCAACCGGGCCGGUAAUAUUACAGAAAUAACGCAAGGCGUCCGCGAACUCAUGUUCAAGAAGAUCGAACUGAUGAUCAAAGUGCCAAGGGAUUCUAUUGAUGCUAGUUCACCGUUGGCAGAUCUAGGGCUUGACUCUCUACACGGUAUCGACAUCCGAAAGUGGUUACUUGAAGAUCUCAAGGUCAACAUCCCGCUGCUUAAGAUUCUUGGCCCGGACGCUAUCGAGAAGACACUAGGCCACCAUGAGGCCUACCAGACAUGCUUCUUCGCCAGCUCAGGUAGCGCACAGGUUAAGCAGAACGUUACGAGUGAUGCCAAGUUACGCAGAUUGAGGCACAUUGCUUCAACCACGGAACAGGCGGCCGGGCAUGCCCAAGAGGCCUUCAAAGACGUUGCAAAUACGGAAUAUCAGCUCGCAUCGGGUGAGACAUUCCGGGCUGUUCUGGUAACCCACGGACCUGAGAAGCAUACUCUCAUCUUUGGCUUCCACCUCAUGGCGAGCGAUGCCCUCAGCUUUAGCAUCUUCCUCCGCGACCUCGAUCGAGCUUACCAGAUGCGACCUCUGGCAGCCAGCACGGGCUCGUACCUGGAUUUCAGUUGCCGACAACACGAUGACAUCGAAGCCCAUCGCCUUGAUGACUCUAUCAGGUACUGGAGACAGCAUCUUGAUCCGAUACCGGAUACUCUGCCCUUGCUGCCGAUCGCUCAAGCAAGUUCGCGAAAAGCAAGCCGAGCACAUCAGAACCACAUCGUCGAGCGAAAGGUUGAGGUCGCCAUGGUCAAAAAAGUCAAAACAGCUAGCCAAGCCUGCGGCGCCACAUCGAUGCAAUUUUACUUGGCCGUCAUGCAAGUUUUAAUAGCUCGUCUCGGUAAUGUUGACGAUCUAUGCAUCGGCAUUGCGGACAGCGGCCGAAGUCAUACAACAGACUUUUCUGAUUCAAUCGGCCACUUUGCCAACAUUCUUCCGGUUCGAUUCAAAAUUGAUUCUGUCCAGUCAUUCAAGGAAUUGGUAAACCAAACCUCGCACUCUGUGCUACGAGCAUUCGACAACUCGCAAGUUCCAUUCGAUCUGCUCCUCGAAAAGCUAGGAAUUGAGCGAUCCCCAGCGUACACACCUCUCUUCCAAGUCGCCUUCAACUACCGUGUCGGCGACAUAUUGCAACGGUCAAUUGGCGACUGUGCUUUGUCCAUGGAACAGUAUGUCGACAUCAAGACACCGUACGACUUGGUCAUCAACGUCACCCAGGCAGGGUCGCAAGGCCAUCUUGUCGAGUGCAUUACCAACGGGCGCUUGUACUCAAUAGCCGCUACAGAGUUCAUAACCGAAACAUUCGUUGGCUUAGUUGAAUCUCUGGCUAAGGACCAAUUCAUCAAAGUAAGAGACUGUAAGCUGUUCAACAACGAGCAGGUCGAAGGCGCUGUCACUCUCGGACGAGGACCGACAAUUAAACAUACUUGGCCCAAGACGCUGUCGGAGAGGUUCCAGGAUGUUGUUUCUUCGUUUCCAAACUCUAUCGCCAUCAAAGACGACAACGAGUCCCUGACGUACAACCUCUUGACCAGUCGCGUUGGCCUUUACGCUUCUUCUCUUGUCAACGCUGGGGCUGAGCCCGGCUCGCGUGUGGCAGUUUUGUGUGUGCCAAGUAUCGACAUCUAUGCUACAAUGCUUGCGGCUCUUCACAUUGGGGCCGUAUAUGUGCCACUCGACGUCAAUCUUCCAAUUGCGAGGCUCCGUAGCAUGAUGGACGCCUGUAAGCCAGACGUGUUAGUGUUCCAUGCGGAAACGGACGAGGCCGCCAAGGAAUGCUCCCGUGGUGGCAGAACUCGCACACUUGAUUUGUCCGAGUUGCAGGAACAUACUCCCAGAAGUGAUAACCCACCUCCGCUCGCUUCUACGUCUGCUACACAGGAAAGCUUCCUUCUAUUUACCAGCGGCUCCACAGGCACGCCAAAGGGAAUUCGUCUGGGCCAACGAGGCAUCAUGAACUACGCUGCGUCAAAGAGCGCCGUGCUCGGCCUAGGCCAAGUGCGUGUACUGCAGCAGACAUCAUGUGGCUUCGAUAUGGCGAUUGCCCAAGCGUUCAAUGCUUUUGCCAAUGGGGGUACUCUUGUGAUUGCCCCUACAGAAGCCCGUGGCGAUCCGACCAUGAUUUCAAAAAUCAUGCUGGAUGAGGCCAUCGAAUUCACUUUGGCUACCCCCUCGGAAUAUCUCAUGCUUACUGCCUAUGCCGCUGAUACUCUGCAAAGGUGCACAUCGUGGCGCUUUGCGUGCUCAGGUGGCGAAGCCGUCUCCGUCAGACUUGUCAACUCUGUACGACGACUAGAGCUCCCUGAGCUAAAUUUCAUGGACUGCUAUGGCCCGACGGAAGUUUCGUGCGCCGUCACAUUCCGAACGAUCCAGUUGGGUACCGGCGGCGCGGACAGCACUGAUGAACGUAACGGCUUAGAAGAUAGCCCUGCGAGCAAUAACGUCGGGAAAGCCAUCUCCAACACAUCGAUCUAUAUUCUCAGUGAAGAUGGCAAGACAGCUCUGCCUUUCGGUAUGCCGGGUGAGAUUUGCAUCGGCGGUAGCGGCGUUGCCCGAGGAUAUCUUGAUUCUAGGCUCAGCCAGGACAAGUUUGUACCGAAUCCGUUCGCAACACCUGACGACCGGGCCCAAGGGCAAGAUGUUAUGUACCACACUGGCGAUAAGGGCUAUCUCCUAGCGGAUGGCUCUCUCGCAUUCCUGGGCCGCAUCAAUGGUGGCAAUACAGUGAUCAAGCUUCGAGGCCUCCGAAUCGACCUGGACGAGGUUGCAGGGGCAAUCUUGGCGGCGGCCCCCAAAGACUGCAUAGCUGAUGCGAUUGUGAUGGCUCGUGGAGAGCCUCAAUUCCUUGUGGCAUACGUCGUAUGCGCGCAAGGAAGGAGUAUUGAUCAUGAGCAACUGGACCUGCUCCUUCGCGAUCUUGCGUUGCCGCGCUACAUGGUCCCUUCGAUGAUCGUUCCCCUGGACCACUUGCCUACAUCGACAAACGGGAAAGUCGACAGAGCAACUCUCAACACUCUUCCGCUCCCUGAUCAGAAAACAAGGAAGAACGACAAAGCAGCCCUGACGGUUCCUGAAGGAGAGCUACGAGCACUUUGGCAGACUGUCCUUGGCGAAGCAGCGGGUGCGGCCGCCAUCGGACCGUACUCGGACUUCUUCACAGUCGGCGGCAGCUCCCUCCUCCUUGUGCGACUACAGAAUAUUCUGAGGGAGAGAAUGGGUGUCCUUCUACCGCUGCAGGACCUCUACCAGGCUACGACUCUGAGGAAGAUGGCGGCAGCAAUGCAUCAAGAACGCGGUCAAUUGACUGAGGAGACCAUCGACUGGAAGUUGGAAACGGCGAUUCCUGACAGCGUUCUAGAAAAUGCGAACGGGCAGCCGUCAUCUCCACCACCCAAGAGCCAUGAUCGCCAGGUGCUUCUCACCGGCGCGGGGUCAUUUCUGGGUAGCGAGAUUCUUACACAGUUGUUGAAGAAUGACGACGUGGCGAAAAUUCACUGUGUUGCGGUUUCGGACGACGAACGGGAAAAGCUUUCGUCUCAGGAUGAUGGCAGUGGCAGGAUGAUCAUCUACGCUGGCAGCUUGAUGAGUCCGACGCUGGGCCUGUCUGGCACGGAGAGGGCACUCCUCAGAACCGCCAUCGACCAGAUCAUACACGCAGCAGUCCAGGGCCACUGCAUGAACAACUACACGUCGGUCAAAGAUGCGCUGUAUAUUUCAACACAGACGCUGGUCAGGCUUGCUCUUCCGCGUCAGGUGCCCUUCCACUUCAUUUCGGCGCCUCGCGUGGUUCUCCUGUCCGGCCAGCACGAGGCAAAGCCAGUCUCGAUGGCUGCACAUCUUCCGCCGACAGAUGGCUCCCAGGGCGUCACAGCUUCCAAGUGGGCCAGCGAAUGCUUCCUCGAAAAGAUUGCCCAGGAGAGGGACCUUCCUGUUGUGGUGCACAGGCACUGCGCUCUAAUCGGAGAGCGGGCGCCAGCCGACGAUGUUAUGAACUCGGUGGUGCGUUUUUCUGUGCUAACGCGCAAGGUGCCAAACGUGCCUGGAGCACAGGGUUUCUUCGACUUUAAGGACGUCGUGACUGUUGCAUCUGAGAUAGAGGGCGAGGCCCCGGCAGCCACAGGGGCUGUUUGCUACCGCCAUCAUAGUGGCGAUGUGCGCGUGCCAUUCAGCGAGCUGGCAAAGCGGCUGAGUGAGGUAUAUGGGGGCGAAUUUGAGACGGUCGAGCCAUCUGAAUGGCUCCAAGCCGCAGGGGAGUUUGGAAUGGGGGAGAUGCUGGUCAUCCACCUCAAAGCCAACAUGGAGAGUGGGAAGCCUAUGGUAUUCCCGUAUCUAGGCGUUUGA
Verticillium nonalfalfae is the source of this 10860-nucleotide messenger RNA. RefSeq names its product putative Hybrid PKS-NRPS biosynthetic cluster. Bases 1 to 10860 code for a protein of 3619 amino acids. Lineage: Eukaryota; Fungi; Ascomycota; Sordariomycetes; Glomerellales; Plectosphaerellaceae. Gene Ontology annotation, molecular function: phosphopantetheine binding; 3-oxoacyl-[acyl-carrier-protein] synthase activity; fatty acid synthase activity. The transcript is spliced from 8 exons. Gene Ontology annotation, biological process: fatty acid biosynthetic process; secondary metabolite biosynthetic process. The record is from RefSeq and is a predicted model, not a curated record.